AUGACAACCCCAAAGCAGCAAGACGCCACAACCUCCAUCAAACUCCCAAUCCGCAGCAAAGAGGCACCUCCACCUCCACCCGCCCGCGUCAACACCUGUUUCACCUACCUAUCGCUAGUGAACUCCGCCGACUCUCCACCCCCGCACCACUACUUUGAAGCCGUUUUCGCGCAGUCCCGUCGGCGUUACGCCAUAAUAUACGUGGAUGAUAUCCUUGUUUUCUCUGGCUCGCCGGAUGAGCACUCGGCGGACGUGUAUGAUGUGCUCAAUCUGGUUAAGCAUUUGGGCGUCAGGAUUGAUAGUCCGAGGAGUGUGUUUUGUCAGUCGGAAAGCUUGCUUGGGGUAGGUGGUGAGGAGGAGGAGGAGGAGGAGGAGGAGGAGGAGGAAGAGGGUGUGCUGGAUGGGUGA
Molecule: messenger RNA, 408 nt
Organism: Pseudogymnoascus verrucosus
Lineage: Eukaryota; Fungi; Ascomycota; Leotiomycetes; Thelebolales; Thelebolaceae
Exons: 1
Coding region: 1-408 (135 amino acids)
Source: RefSeq, a predicted model, not a curated record